AUGGAACGGGACUUGGUACUGUCCAAGCUCUUCAUUGUGCAGAUGGCAGAUGCGGAACCACUGGUCACGCCCCUGCGGCCCGGGCAUCCGUUGUAUGUCGCAGGACAGCCACCGAGGAUGAGCUGGUCUCGCAAUGCCCGGCACUUCCUGUGUGAAGGUUAUCGCGGAGGAUAUCUACCCGUUGUUGAAAUUUUACGGGCUCUGCUCGAUUUGGGCUGGGAGGGAUGGUUAUCGUACGAAAUAUUCUCUCGGACACUGGCCAACCCAGAGCCUGAGACGCUAGUCCAUCAUGCCUCAAGUGCAUCCCUCUCCUGGUCGAAAUUAUUGACCAGACUGGAGUUGGAGAACUGCUCCACGCAAGAGGACAAAGGUCACGCAUUUUGGGAGCGCCCUUACCCCGUAACGCCGGUGCCGUUGUCGUCCUUGUAG
Molecule: messenger RNA, 429 nt
Organism: Aspergillus tanneri
Lineage: Eukaryota; Fungi; Ascomycota; Eurotiomycetes; Eurotiales; Aspergillaceae
Exons: 1
Coding region: 1-429 (142 amino acids)
Source: RefSeq, a predicted model, not a curated record